Molecule: messenger RNA, 5084 nt
Organism: Biomphalaria glabrata
Lineage: Eukaryota; Metazoa; Mollusca; Gastropoda; Planorbidae
Product: thrombospondin type-1 domain-containing protein 4-like
Exons: 15
Coding region: 443-2893 (816 amino acids)
Biological process (GO): extracellular matrix organization
Cellular component (GO): extracellular matrix
Molecular function (GO): metalloendopeptidase activity
Source: RefSeq, a predicted model, not a curated record
GAUACAGAAUGGAUCAUCGCAGAAAAAAAAAAAUUAAAAGAAAAAGAAAAGCAAUGAUGUAACAUCAGCCAAGUCCCGUCACUCGUGAGGUCAUGUCUGCCCACUCCUUCAAUUUGGCAAGAUGUUCAUAUAAAAUGGCGCAGCAAUUAUAGAACCUGCGGAGUAUAUACAAAAUAAUAUUUUUGGAGCGUGUGAGACAGUCAAGUGCGUGUAUGUGUUUAUCUAACAACGAGUAUGAGGUCCCGGCGUUCAGUUAGCUAACAGCCAAUGACAGAAUUUUCUGCUAAGUUUGGCGUGGAAAAAGAGAGAGAGAGAGAGAGAAAGAGAGAGAGAGAGAAAGAGCGAGACAGAUAAAGCUACAAGAGAAAUAGAACUGGGAAUAUCCAUUCUAAUACAACACGAAUUUCCACAAUAAACGAUCAACUCAAAUAAAGUGUUCUCAAUGGAUUGCUAUUUUUGGGGAUUAUUUUUUACAUUAAUGGUGCAGGCUGGAAGCUCACGUGCCGAAGUCAACUCGUGUCACCAGUGCUCGCGUCACCCAGACACCUGCCGUCGGAUUUCGGGCCUUUUCACGGUGACUGUGCUAAGCGAGGGCACCUACAACCCUGUGGUCGAGAUCCCAGCACCCGCCUGCAGUGUUAACAUCUCAGAGUUUAAGGAGAGCAGCAAUUAUAUAGCAUUAAAAACGAAACGAGAUGAAGGCAUAAUCAACAGUUACUGGGGUCUAAGCCCACCUGGUCAGUACAGUGGAGCAGGAACUGUGUUUACUUACGAUCGAGGUUCGUCUAACUGCAAGGGGAACUGCAUAUACGGUGAUGGGCCAACUAAUGAUGGUCUUGUAGUUCAAGUUUUAUAUUAUGACAAAAAUCCUGGGAUAGCUUACACAUUUAUUCUUCCUAACAAUGUUCCGUUCACGCCAUUUGAAGGAGCAGCAACCUAUAAGCAAGCUCCAUCUGGACAACUCCAGCCGGAUCCAAAUAGUUUCUAUCGGCACAACUCCAGCCUCCUUCAGCACCAAGGAAGACAUCGUCUUAGACAGCAGCAUUCCAAUUUGACGGAUGCCAGUCGCGUGUUUGAAGGAGAGUAUUACACUGGCCACCAUUCCAGCAGAUCCGAAGGUCGGCCAGACAUAACUUCUGCGUUGUCCAGUCACAGCAAAGUUCCCUCUCGCCAGAACUCCUUUAAUUACACCAACGCGAGGUAUGGAACCCAUACUCUUGGUGGUCGUGGUAUGAGCUACACUGUUGGUGGUGAAACGCAGCCUCUACCUGGACGCCACAUUAUUGAACGAGUUCAGUCCCCACCAUUGGCCCACACAAGACCAGGUCACCCCAACAUUCGUAAACUGCCAUCUCCAGAAUACAUUGCCCACCCGAGACAACAUCAGAACGCCCCAUCUCUAUCUGGUGAACCACUGUAUCAGACGUAUUCUAUCAGUGGGCAGAACUUGGAGUCACGAGAUGCUGAACAUUUUGAAAGAAGUAGCAGCUCAAAUGAAAUAAAUACAAGUCAAUCUCUGGGACAAGUCAGAGGUCACGGAAGCAAUCUAUAUAGGUGGAAAAUUUCAGGUUUCACCGACUGCACCCAUACAUGUGGAGGAGGUGCACAGAGACCAAAUAUAGUAUGUGUAUCAGUAUCCAGUCGAACCCAAGUUGUGGUAACUCCAGAAAACUGCUUAGAACACCUGAAACCCAAGAUCCAAACGGUACAAUGUAAUACACAGCCUUGCGAACCAGCUUGGGAGGCCAAAGAGUGGUCUGAGUGCAGCGUGACAUGUGGAUCAGGCACUCAAACCAGGAUUGUAGAAUGCCAGCAGAGGUUCUCAGCCUUUUUGACUUUGAAGGUCUCAGCGGACCAGUGUGGAUUGGGCACCAAACCAGCUGUGUCCCAACAGUGCGAGACGGACUUCUGCUCUCAGUGGAAGACUGGGCCAUGGAGUGAGUGCACUAAAGUUUGUGGAGGAGGCGAUAGAACGAGAAGUGUUCAAUGUGUUGAUAAGCUGGAAAAUGAAAUUCCCGCCAGCCACUGUACUGAAGCAGCACCCAAAUAUUUUGAGCGAUGUAACACUCAGCCCUGCUCAUCGGCGGCACAGUGGUGGCUAACUGACUGGUCAGGGGAGUGCUCAGACACUUGUGAAACAGACAGGCGAGUUCGUUCAGCUAUUUGUUUAAACAAAAGGGGGAGCAUCGUGCCUUCAUCUACGUGUAACAAGCCAGAUUUACCAAUUAUGGAGGAGUCGUGUCCCCUGAAUAAAUAUUGUCAAGGCACAUGGUUUGUUGGGCAAUGGAGUAAGUGUUCUGCUGAAUGUGGCAGUGGUAAAAUGGUUCGUCAGGUUGUAUGUAUUCAGAACCUGCAAUCUUCUAUGAAUAUUGUCAAGAAUGAAGAAUGCAACCUCAGGCAUAAGCCAAAGACAGAGGAACCUUGUGUCAAUACAAACUGUAAUGCCAAGUGGUACGCCUCUCCUUGGUCAGAGUGCUCAGCAACAUGUGGGGAAGCGUACCGUACCAGAGAAGUUCGUUGUGUUGAAGAUAACAAAAGAGUGUCAGAUAGUUGUGAUCCAUUAUUACGGCCUGCAGUGCAAGAAACAUGCUCAGCACCAGUGUGUUCACAGCCCAAAGAUAUUUCCCCAAAAAGCUUGAGACCAGGAAUCACCAAUUCUACAAGAGAAACUCCACAGCAUGGAGAAAGAAAGAUUGAGGAUAGUCUCUUAGAGGAUGAUAGAAGGGUCCGCUACAGAGGUCAAGCUCAGAAUCUCAACAAACCAUUUCCAAUCAGAAAACAUGAUAAGAGUUGCAAGGAUAACUUUCAAAACUGUUUAAUGGUGACUCAAGCAAGACUUUGUUCUUACAGUUACUACAGAAAACUUUGCUGUGAAUCCUGCCAAAAGGUUUAACAUAGCGUAAUUAUUCUUCAAGUUGUGAUUUUCUUCCCAACAAAAAAAAAAUGUGUAUUGAAUUUCUGCAAUAGCUAAAUUAUGUAUUUUGAAAAAUCCAUUCCAUAAUAAAUCAGAUGCCACGCUUCAUUUUCUUCAAUAAAUUAGUCUAAACAAAUUUAGUAAGCCUAACAACUAAAAAUAACGGAAAACUGCAAAUACUGCAAUGCAUUUUUUUAAAGAAGGUAUUUACUGUAUUUGUAUUUGUACUGUUUUGUCUUGAUUUGACUCUUUCUAAAAUAAACUUUAACUUUAGUUAAUAGCAUAUUUUCACCAAAAAAAAAAUAUAGCUAACAAGUUGCAGAUAAAACCAGUACUAAAAUUGUUUAUUAGUUUGCAAUAUACUCUGGUACCUAAUGAACAUGUAGCACAAGACAACUGCAGGUUUGAUCAUUAUUUAUUUAACCUAAGAAGAAUAGAAACCUUCCAAUAAAUCUAAAACUUGCAAUAAAAAUGUAAUGUUUUUUAAAUUUAAAAAUUAUAAAAAGAUAAAAAUAUUAUUUUUUUAUGCUGAAAUGUCACCUUUUUGGUUUUUUUUUAUAUGGUUUCAGUUUUUUAAACCCUUUUUAGAGUUGAUUAAAUGUAUCAGUUUUGUUUACUGGUGAUUCUUACGCUAAGAUUUUCAUUUUUUUAUGGUAAGUCUUUGUAAACAUUUAGACAAAUUGGUUUAAUUGUCCAUUGUUUGCUUAAAACAAAUGUUUACAUGAACUGGCUACCUAUUUCUGUUUAUGAGCAAAGACAAUGUAUUCUUUUUUUUGUCUUGAAUUCAAAUAUUUAUGUAAAAAUUUGUUGGUGCUUAUUACUUUUGCUUUCCCAGCAAGGUAAAUCUCUUGUAUGUACGCAGGUUAAUCUAUAUGUACACGAAUCAUAUUAAGUAUGAACUACAUGAAUAGUUAUGAAAAGUAAGCUGUGGUCACAUAUUAAAAAGCAUUAUUGUUAUAAGUGUAUUAUUGUUUCUACACAUUCACUUUAAUGUUCAUCUUUGUACAUUCAUGUAAAGCAAAACAUUAUAUUACUGGUUUUGAACAUAAUUUUAAGCAUCAAGUCAAUCUAAACAAGAUAUUUAAUUAAAAACAAAUUAUGAAAAAGUCAAAUAGACACAUUAAUGUUUCAUUGUGUCAAAUUUUUUUUUAAAGAUUAUUUUUAUAGUUCGAAUCUAGCAAAUAAAUGGUAAUGCAUAACACUUUUAAAGAAUUACUAAGUAUUGAAGAAUGCUUCUGUGUUAAAAGUUUUUGGAAUACACAUUUUUUUAUGUACUUACUUUUAUGUUACAAAAUGUUGAUCAACUUAAGGUGGUAUAAAAUUGAUAUUUAAAUAUUUGACCAUGUUUUAUGUGAAGGGAAAAUAUGAUUUGGUUGAAAGUAAAACGGACUAGCAUUUUAUUAUUCCUUGAAACUGUUAAUAAAUAAAACACAAACUCGUUGACAUGCCACGGGCAGGUAUUUUUGUUAUGUUUGAACUGGGCAAGUUUUUUUUCAAAGUCAGCUAAUGUAUUGUACAUUUCUGGGAAACACUGAAUUUAUUUGUUCAAAUGCACACACAAUUUCAUUUUCUUUUGAAGAGAAAAAUCAUUUAUCAUUAUAUUAUACGAUUCAAAAUUGUCAGACAAUUAGACUCUAAUAGUUUAGUUUUAGUUUUUUUUGGCACAUCAGCACAAUUCAGGCCAUGUCAUGCCCGACUCUUUAAUGACCAUAAGUAUAUCCAAAAGUUCUAUAUAUUUAUUACAACUAAAGACUGAGUUCCUAAAAAAAAAAAAACAUAACAAGAAUUUUGACAUACAUCAUUGUUAGAAAUGAUAUUAGAAAUACCUUCAUGUUUAUAAAUUAAAUUUUAUUAUGACCUAUAUAAAAUCUUUAGCUUUAUGAGAAAAAUUUUGCUCAUUUUUUUUUCCACUUUGUUUAUGCCACUGAAAUAGCACUACAAAACUAUACAGGUUCCUAUACAGGUCAUUUGUGUACACGAUUCCCGUUGGACCUACUGAGGUUAGUGAAACAAUCACAUUGUCCAUUUAUUCUUUAUUUUGACAAAGUGUCUUUACACUACAUGUAUGUCUGAGGUUAAGUGCUGUUAUUAUGAAUAUAUGUUUAAUGGAGCUUUAAAUGGUGUAAAUAUAUUUUUUAUUGUUAUUACACAAUAUGUCUGGGGUUUUUUU